CAACUUAUUUUCAGAUUGUUUUCUCUCUAAAAGUUCUAAUGGAAAACUGUAAUAAUGUCAUAGGAGAAUAAUGCAAGAGAUUUUCUUUUUCACAAUAUUAUUAAGUGUCACAGGAUUUUCCCGUUUUGAAUGCCACGUUUUAAGAAGUGGGGAGCAGGUGGGACAGCUGGUGCAACAACAGGAUAUAGUUCAACUACAGCAGGAAACGUCUCAACUACAGCAUGACCCAGUUCAACUACUCCAGGACACUUCUCAACUACAGCUGUUAGAAAAACUAGAUUUCAAGAAUUGUCUGGAACAACACCAGUUUGAUUUACAACAAUUUAUUGCCGAAUCCAAACAAUUAACAGAAAAGCAUCAGCCUCGGCGUAAAUAUGACGCCGACCGUGCCCGCCGAACCGCCGGAUCCUGUGGAACCUUCGCCCUUUUCCCGUUCCUGGCAUUCCUCUAUGCGGCCUCAACAUUGUCAACAAACGUAAUUAAUACAGUCAACAACAGCAAUGAAAACAGACGGCGGCGUGAUGCAAAUGCAUCAAUGUUUGAUGGUUCUAUUUUUAGAUCACUGGAAACCCUUCCAAGCAUAACAGGAAUAUUUCAGCGAGGAGAAAAUUUGUCAGCAGGUUUUCGAAGAAUUCAGAAGAGUUUGGAUACUUUUCAAAUUCCAGGGCUGCCCAGCGUUGGUGAGCUGAGAGAGAAAAUUGGAAUGGAAAGUACAGAAACCCUGUUUGGUGAUAAAAACUCGGAAACCCUGCCAGCUGAAGAAAAGGCGGAAACCCUGUCUGGUCCGGCAUUUGCAAACCUUCUCUCACUUCAGGGUCUUCUCCCGUCCAGCUUCCAGCUGACACAGAAUCCUUUCCCAACUCUAGCAGCAAUAUUCACUUACAAUACAAAGGUAUUUGAUGCUGAACCAGGAGCUGAAAUAGAAGCUGGACCCGGAGCUGAGUUAGAAGCCGGACCCGGAGGUCAACCAGGAGCUGAACCCGCAGCUGAACCAGGAUCUGAACUAGAAGAAUCAUCCGUUACUUCAACCGAGCCUCCACCUCAGAAAAACCAAUCCGAUCCAUCACAACUGGAAGAGUUUUUAAACGCUUCCUUUGAUGAUAUGGAAGAGUUUGAAACCUCUCUCAAGGAUUUGAUUGAAAACUCUCCAGAGAAGGAAAAACUAUUAAAAUCCUUGAAACGAGAAAUUGAAAAGCGAGUACAGGAUAUCCUUGAUAAAACUGAGUUGAACUCUGUAAGUGUUGAUGAUGUACCUGGAGAAUACUGGUUCGAGGAUAGAUCUGGAGAACCUGUUGAAACCAGCCCAACUCCAGGAAUCCUGUACACAUCGCUAAACCUGAACCUAACUCCUAAAAACAAGAAGGAUAAAGAAGAAACCAAGGUCCCGAGGGAAAGAACUGGAAAAAUACAAGGAACGGGAGAUAUUCUAUCGGAAUUAGAAAUGAACGCGGCAAAGGAAAUUGAGGAAAAUAACUCGACACCGGUUCCGGUUCCUGUUCCGGUUCCGGUACCUUCAGAAGAGGAUAAAGAGGAGGAAAAGAAGAAAGAAGAGAGUGAAGAAGAAAAUGAAGAUUAUGACGACAAUGACCCCAAUGAAACUGAUCAAGAUGAAAAUAGAAGAAAAGAUAAGAAGAUAAGAGGACAAGGGUUUAAAGAGGAUUUAAAGCUUAAAGACAACGGGAAGGAAAACGAGAAUAAGGUUGUAAAAACAUUUUCCCUUCAGCACCUUAUGAAGACAAAAUUCAAGGACCUGUACGCUGAUAUGUGGAACAGAUCUCAGAGUAUCCCUUUAAUUAAGGAAAUUACAGAAGACUUCAGUAAAGUGACCGAGAUAAUAAAGAAUAGUACAAUUAGUUCUACUCAGCUUAACCACAAGAACUUAGAUGACAGGAUUAGAUCGGACUUUGAUGGUUUUCACUUCACUCAUCAUGUUAAAAAUGCGUCUGAAGAGAUAAAGAAGUUUAAACUACCAGGACUGCCAUCUAUCGGUGAUAUUCUAAACAACUCACUGAGCUACAUGAAUAUGAGUUCUGGGCUACCUAACCUUGACACCCUGGUUUCUCAACUCUCAUUCAGAUCAGCAGCUGUUCCUGAAACGGAGGAAACCAAGGCAAACGACAAAGCUGAUGAAAAAUCUGAAACUGAAAGUGAGGAAGUGGCAGGUCCAGGUGGUACUACAGGGUCUCCUGAUAUUGGUGUUACAGUUGCGCUUGCUGAUCAACUUAACCUUGCAGAUAAACUCAGGAUUUCUGAAGAACAGAGCUUGGAGGAAUAUUUUCUUCAAGGGCUAAGAACAGUUGUAGACCAAGGAUUUAUUCGUCUCAGAUAUUCUCUGGAUGAGGCCACUAAGGUAUUUGUGCCUGAAAGCGGGGAGAAUAUAACUCUUCUAAUGGAUCCGGCAGCUACGGUUAAAAAUCUUUCCAUCACAUUACUCAGAGGUUUAGAUAAUCUGCCUGUUCCUAGCUCAUUUGAGGGUUUAGUCAAUCCAACGAUUGACCUUGACGUUGAGAAUAUUGAGAAGGUUUUGAAACUUGCUCCCCGUCUGCUGCCGUACAUCAUGCAGGACUAUAAGGAUAAACUACAUGGACUCAUGGUGGGGACUACUGUUACACAGGACCAAUUGUUUGAGAUUCAUUCCUCUCUGGUGGAGUGGCAUAAUAAGAUAGAGUCUGUUCGAGAUGGUUUACCAGUAGGAGGUAUUCAUAGAGUUCUUGGGAUUCUUCAGGAACAUAAUCUAUCCCUUCUCUAUCUCCUGGUCCAUCUAAUGCACGAGGCGGGGGAGACGGGGAAGGUUGGAAUAACCCACCACCAUCUCCAGGUCAUAGACAGACAUCUACUCAGACCUGAGGAUUUAUUUCCUGGUCUUAAGCUGUUGAUAUGAAUAGCAGCAACAACAACCACAUAUACUACAACAACAACAACAACACUCUGUAGUUUGUAGCUAUCUACCAACAAGCAGAAAUGCUUUUAUUUUUUUCUAUUGUUAUUGUUAUCAAUUUUCUAUAAAUUAUUUUAUAUCUAUUUGUAAAUAAAGA
Messenger RNA from Eurytemora carolleeae, 3035 nucleotides. RefSeq lists its product as uncharacterized. Lineage: Eukaryota; Metazoa; Arthropoda; Copepoda; Calanoida; Temoridae. Bases 71 to 2881 code for a protein of 936 amino acids. The record is from RefSeq and is a predicted model, not a curated record. The transcript is spliced from 24 exons.